Leptosia nina is the source of this 4455-nucleotide messenger RNA. Lineage: Eukaryota; Metazoa; Arthropoda; Insecta; Lepidoptera; Pieridae. The record is from the annotation of a GenBank genome assembly.
AUGCAUACUUCAAUGAUGAUGACUGUUAAUUCACCACCACAUCGAGAUCUUGCCGGGGUAGCAGCAACAUCGUAUCGUCCAUACAACGAAGACUAUGCCGUCCAACGCCAAAUCGAUAGAACACAUGGAGAAGUCGAAGCGGAACGAAAUAAGAAAGAAAAGAAAUGGUCGAUUGGUAAACUCUUUAGAAGGAAGAAAAAGGAGGAGGAAAGUGGCACGUCAUCACAAAGUGAUGAAGGUGUUAGCGAACGUUCGUCGUCUAAGAGAAAAAGCAAGAAAAAGAAAAGAGCCCCCGCUGUCAAUAACUUCGACCAUAUCGUUAUAAGAGACACUAGAAGAGCUCAAAGCUUAGCGAACAACAGUGUCCGAGAUGUUAUUGAUGAUGGAAUCUUAUCUGACCCUUCUGCCGGCUUUUUAAAUUACCAGCCGAGAAGCCGUGAUAUGAAUGAAGAUUACCAAGACUAUAUUGUAGUAAGGGCUGAUGAUAAAGUAAAAUCCGAGAAAAUUCUCCUGGACCAUCCUCCUAAAAGAACGAGGAAAAGCAGACUGAAAGCAAGAGUCGAGGCACUGCGAAAUAGCCUAAAAGGAGACUCGAGUAGUGACGAAGAAUCCCUGAAAUCGUCAAACUCUUCUUCAAUGGUUCGCUUUAGAAGCGACGAUUCGUUAAUGCGUUCUAGAGAUAGUUCACUAAAUAAACGAUCAAGAAGUGCUCGAAAUGAAAGAUAUAUUAAGAGGCUAUCUCGAGACGAAGAAAAUCAACUUAACAAAGAAGCUGAAUUACUUCAACAAGGAUAUUCGAAGGCUGAAGUUGAAAUGUUAACUCGUACCCCAACAAGCCAAAGUAGUGGUUAUGGAACAUGUAAACGAGAACCAAUCAAUAACUUAGUAGUAGAACAUAAUAUUAUUUCAAAUGAUUUAAGUCGACGAGCAAUGAAAUCCGAAUCGAUAUCAUCAUUUCCAUCGACUCAGAGCUAUCCAUCUUCAAUUAAUUUUAACGCAAAAGUUAACAAUGAGCAAAUCAACUAUUCCAUUCAGUAUGCUUCAAAUAACAACUUGCAUCGCGACUUGCCUUACGCUCAUAGUAACAGGGUCAGAACUCCGUCAAAUCAGUACGAUAACCCUGAUAAUAUUAUGUGCGUGAAAUUUCCUCUGGGGAAUGUAGAUAUUAUUAAACCGGACGAAAAGUCUCCUCCCAUUCCUCCCCCACGUGACAUGCAACGAAAGGUAGUGACUCCUAUAUCUAUGUAUUAUGAGAAUAAUUCGACAAAUCUGAAUAAGUCGAAAAUAAAGCAGAACGUAUUACAUGGUGUACAUAACAAUGAUUUUGAUAGGAUUAUGCGCCGGAGCCAAGAAAGAUCGGUAGGGACAGCAUUUAGGCGACCUUUAUCGAAUUCAGAAGAUCAUAUCGCAAUGCAAAAUAGUGACUUAAUACAAAAUUAUGAAUAUAAACAUGAGCAACCAAGACGACCUGCUUCAGUUUCUGCAGAGCCUAAUCAUUAUGGAAUGUAUAUGAAUAGUUCAUCGUGGAAACAUCGAAGAGAUCAUAAUAAUAUUAUGAAACCUGAAGCGAUACAACUAAAACAAGAUUAUUUGUAUUACGCCGAUCAAAGUCCGAGGUCUAGGCGACCUAUUAGCAUUCAAACUAGUCAUAACGGAAUAGAAAAUCAAUAUUUAAGUGAUUCGCAAACGUCUAAUUUAAUAGAUCAAGCAUAUAGAAGGCCUCGUAAUGCGUCAGAAUUUUGGAAGAAAAUUGAUACUGCAGAAAUACAAAGGAAACAUCAAGUAUUUUCGACGGAAAGAGCUAAAAGUGAAUAUUCACGACCAUCGCAAGUAAACAAAGAUAAACAGGACGUUCAUAAGCGAAAUGAGAAUAAAACUAAUGUUACUCCAAAUGUGAUCAAGUCGCCUUCAGCUAUGUGGAAAGCCACGACGGAAUACAAACGUUCCAUCACGGUAGAGCCUCCAAAAACAUCACCUGUUACCAAAACCCACAGUAGACAUAAAUCUGACACAUUUAUUUCUAAUACUCAACAAGCUCCAUCUGACGACGAAAAUUCGGAAAGAAGAAAAUCUACUAACCUUGAUGAUGCUCUUAAUGAAUUGGAAGCAAUAUACAACAGUCUCGGGCUAGGUGACGAAGACUUAUUGGAUAGAGCGGAAAGAAGGGAAUUAAUGACUCCAAAAAUCAAUGAAAAAUGUAACGACUGGAAUGGCAAUGAUAACGACAUUCAAUUUCGAAGCCAACCAUCUACUCCGCUUAGGCGAAUUACUAGACGUUCUACACUGCCUGACAAAUUGCAAGAUGAUAUGGCUUUUCGACGCAUGAAUUCAUUGUCUAAUAAAGAUAAAGGAAGUUAUAGAGAUUCCCAAGCACAAAUAAGUUAUAUGUUGGCUUCCCCUGUUUAUGUUCCUUAUGCUUCAGACGAUGAUAGACAUUCAGAAAGAAAUGAACCGGAUAUUGUGUAUGAUGAUGUAGUAUAUCGCAAUGUUAAACAGACAAAUAGUAGACUGAGAACGGUUGAUCCUCAACCACCCUUUGGUAUACCUGUUGGUCCUGUAUCCCCGGCUCCACAAAGUGAUUAUUUACAUGCAACGCCAGAGAAUAGAGGAAGGUCACGUUUCAUACCAAAAAGGACACCCGAUCUUGUUUCUGAUGAUUUAGCAUAUCGCAGUUUACGCAAAGAUAAUAGACAUUCAGCACUAUUUAGUGGCGAUGAGUACCAUGGGUUGGGUAACAAUAAUUACGCUGAGUAUCCAUUUACUAAGGAUACAACAAGUAAUAUUAAGAAAAAACGUGCUGUUAGGUCUCUAUCAGCUAAUAUAUUUACAGUAAUACAAAAAGAGAUUGACGAUGCAAUUAACAUUUCCAAGUCUCCUAAAUUACAGAAAACACACAGUAACAGCGAUGUCAUGAGGCGACUACGUGAAACAUUCGAAAACAACGAUAACCGCGAUUCCUAUCCUCGUAACAAGGUAAAGCAACGACAUAAUACUGUCAAUCUACUCGCAAAUAAUGCACACUCAUCUACUCAUCUCUUUGCAAAAGAUGACUCAUUUGUUCACAAUGACAAUAAAUGCCUCGCUAGAUCAUCAUCUUGUGAUAAGUCCACGGCAUCAUCACCAUCACAUAAGUCAUCUCAAAUAUCUAAACGCUCAUCUAAAGAUGAAUUUCAACAAGUGCUUAGUAUGCUAGCACAAGAAGCAAUGGACACGAGUAACAAACUGGGAGUAGCGUUAGCUGAAUUAGAUAAGAAUAGAAAUAAGAACGAAGAAAUCGAAGCACAUAAUAAACUAUCAGACAGCAGGAAAAACUUCUUAAAUGCACUCACAAGUGAGCCCAAUAAUCAGACAAUGUCAGUAGACUUAAAGGAAAGUAUGACAACUCUAAAUGAUUUGAAUACUUUUAAGUUAUUAUCAUCACCUAUUUUAAACGAUGUUAACGAUUCAAAAGCCAAAAAGACGGAAGACAGUUUAUUAGAAAUAUCCAAUCAGUUACAUAAAGUCGAAAAUCAAUUAAAACAAAAUAAUACUAAAGAAACAAAUAAAGAUGCUGUAAGUUUAGGACUAUCUAACUACAUUGAAGAUACGGAAAAUUCCUUUGGAACAAACGCAGUAACUAAUACACAAGACAAACUAUUAAUACCUGACGUUGUGCCCACCUCCGCCUUUGAUGAAGAUAUUAAAGAAAGCGAUAAAAUUGGAGCUAACUCUGACUUACAUCUUUUAAAAUUUCACCCGUCUAAUCCAUUCUGUGGUGAUAAAGUCAAUGAAAUUAGUGAAAUGAAAGCCUUCAAAGAGUUAAAAGAUGGAAUUUCUGAUUUGAUCGCUGGAAUAUCGGAAGUCAAUCAUAAAUUAUUUGUUUCCAAUAGUCCUAAAAAAUCUGUAAAUAAGGAAGUAGAAUGUUGCGAUAAAAUUUCAGAAAAGCCAAAUGACUUAGAUAAAAUGGACUUCCCUCAAAAAGGCUCUGAGGCAGUUAUAUAUGUAAAAAAUACAGAAGUAGAAGACCAAGAUGGCCCGGACUCAACUGAGUAUAACUCUUCAGAAGAACUAGCCACCAUCUUUAAAUUAGAGGAUAAGAAAAUUAGCAAACCUUGCAGUCAAAAUCACGAGAAUUCCGUUGAAGAAGAUCGGACUGACUUAAAUUCGCCUAAUCUCGUUCGCACAAUAAAUCAACAAUUAAGACGUUUAUCCAUUGAUGAGACAAGCGCUAGUCAAAGUAAAUCACUGCCAGAUAAUGUAGUACCAUGGAGAGCUAAAAGGCAAAACUAUAACUCCCAAAACGACGAUAAAGGCGGUAACACGAAGUCAAAGCACAAUUGGCACAACUCAGGCACGUUGAUGUUAGCUUGUUCCUACACCUUGAUGCUCUCCCAACAACUGGCAGAUUUGGACUGGCUGACGCUGCUCGGCUUGCUGUUGGCAAUGAUCACUAUCAUAGCUAUGCUAAUAAUUUAA